Guillardia theta CCMP2712 is the source of this 882-nucleotide messenger RNA. RefSeq lists its product as hypothetical. The transcript has a single exon. The coding region runs from base 1 to 882 and encodes 293 amino acids. NCBI's taxonomy places the organism in Eukaryota, Cryptophyceae, Pyrenomonadales, Geminigeraceae. The record is from RefSeq and is a predicted model, not a curated record.
AUGCACGGGGAUACGGAAGACAAGGACAAGCCGCCAAGCAAGGAAGAAGAGCUCCGGGUAGAUGUCAUGAAGAUGAAGGAGGAGGCAGACUUCUGGAGGCAGUCUGAGAAGGUCAGCCGGCAGUGCCUACGUGCACUACUCAAGGAGAAACUUUUCUUUGGCGUGGAAGGCACGGAUGAGGUCCCAGCGCAGGAGCAAGAGAACGAGCAGGUGAAGGAGUGCCUCGAUCUCCUGGAUCAGAACGAGAAGCUCUCAGCCGAGCUGAGCGCCAUGUCCAACGAAGGCAAGCUGCUUCGCCUCAUCGCGGCAAGGGCUCACCGCCUCCCAGGGAGGCCGGCAGAGGAGCGCAGCAAGGGAGCACAAGGGAAGGAGGACUCGGCAGCAGGAAAGUCACCAGCAUCGAGCUCCCUACACUCGUCGACUGCCAGCGCAGCACGCGGCACAUCCAGGAGGCAGGAGGAGGUGGAGCUAGAGAUGUGGAACACGCUGAAGAAGAGCCAUGACAGGAUGGCGUUGCUCGAGAGCACCAUCGAGAGCUUGCAGCAGCGGGCUGACGAGAAGAACUCAAGCUUCUCCUCCAGUCGCGCCCUGGACUCCAGCCAGAGGUCCUUCUACCCCCUCCUGUUCACGGCCGCCCCCCCACUGGCGGAAGACUCCGAGCUCGCCACUAGGAUCAGGAGGUUGGAGCUGAUCGUGCAAAACCUUGAGAAGAACCCGCAGCAGGGGCUGGUGCAUGCUCCUGCUCAACCUGCGGGCCUGGUCAACGGGAGUGCCAAGGGGGAGGACACUGGCCUCAGGACGUUGGCAAGCGCGACCAAGAACAAGACGGCGGACCUCGUUGAAAGGAUUUUAAGAGUGGAGGAGAGGUUGAGCUCGAGGUGA